CAGGUAACUUUUGGAGCCGGUCUCUGAACAGACAACAAAGCGGUGAGAAUGAUAAAAACUAGUCUGAGAAAAAUCUUGUAGUUGUCACUUAAUAUUCUCACUUUUGAUCAUUUUAAUCAAUAUUGAACGCAAAUGGGAACACUUCUUGUGUUCCCAUAAUCUGUUCAUUCAAGUUAUUUAAAGUUAUAACAAGAUGGAUGAUGCCGAUAGUGCGGUCAGCAGCAGAGCAGGAUCGGCUAACAGUGGUCGGGUGUCAUCAUCCCCUACGCUUAACAACAAUCAUCUGUACAGUAAUAACAAUUCGUCGCCGCUAGUUGCGAAACCAAGAUUAUCUUUCAGUAUUUCAAGACUAUUAGGUGAUGAAAAAAAAAGGAUAUCAGAUGAAAUGGCCUGCUGUCCGACUUUGUUAGCCGAAAUGCCAGCCUUUGACACCGGAACAGUCAUAAGAGUUCCAGCACAUAGGCCCUAUGCUACACCAUUUCCAUGGAUGGGUCCAUUAGUAAAAGACAGACUUCAUGUGCCUUUUUCUCUUCCACCAGGUCUGCCCCCUGUUACACCAAGAAGAAUUGGGCAUCCAUAUCAAAAUCGAACACCACCAAAAAGAAAAAAACCAAGAACUUCUUUUACAAGAAUGCAAAUUUGUGAACUGGAAAAGAGAUUUCAUAAACAAAAAUAUUUAGCGUCCGCUGAAAGAGCAGCAUUGGCCAAGCAACUCAAAAUGACAGAUGCACAAGUCAAAACGUGGUUUCAAAAUCGAAGAACAAAAUGGCGGCGUCAAACUGCGGAAGAAAGAGAAGCGGAACGACAGGCUGCUAACCGACUCAUGAUGUCUCUUCACGCCGAAGUUGUGAGCAAAUCUAUGUAUGAACCUAGUAGAGACCCUUUAUGCUUAAGUAACGCAUCAUUGCACGCACUUCAAAAUCUACAACCAUGGUCAUCGGAAACCGCUGCUGCCGCUGCUGCUGCUGCUGCACAUCAAUCGCCGCCAUAUUUACAACCGCCAAACACCUCUCUUACUGCCCCUAUAUGUUGAAUCAAUGGAUCAUUUUAAAACAAAUAAAUAGAAUAAAAUCUUUA
Molecule: messenger RNA, 1077 nt
Organism: Parasteatoda tepidariorum (common house spider)
Lineage: Eukaryota; Metazoa; Arthropoda; Arachnida; Araneae; Theridiidae
Product: T-cell leukemia homeobox protein 3
Biological process (GO): regulation of transcription by RNA polymerase II; animal organ development
Cellular component (GO): nucleus
Molecular function (GO): DNA-binding transcription factor activity, RNA polymerase II-specific; RNA polymerase II cis-regulatory region sequence-specific DNA binding
Source: RefSeq, a predicted model, not a curated record